Daphnia magna is the source of this 991-nucleotide messenger RNA. It is a transcript of the gene Ak2, whose product is annotated as adenylate kinase-like. The record is from RefSeq and is a predicted model, not a curated record. Bases 149 to 850 code for a protein of 233 amino acids. Lineage: Eukaryota; Metazoa; Arthropoda; Branchiopoda; Diplostraca; Daphniidae. The transcript is spliced from 6 exons. Gene Ontology annotation, cellular component: mitochondrion; cytoplasm. Gene Ontology annotation, biological process: ADP biosynthetic process. Gene Ontology annotation, molecular function: AMP kinase activity; ATP binding.
CAAAACCCAUGGCUUUUAUACAGACCCAGUUAUCGUCUGCUGAGUUUAUACGCUGCGUUUUACGAGAGGUGUUUGCGAACUGCUGACACCAGACUCCUCGUUCUUCACCAUCUCAAAUCUUGUUGAGUUCGAGAAAGGAUCACGAAUAAUGACGGAAAAAAAAGAUUCCAUUGGAAUAAAUGCAAUUCUUUUGGGGCCACCUGGCUCUGGUAAGGGAACUCAGGCCCCUCGCCUUAAGGAGAAGUACUGUGUUUGCCAUUUGGCCACUGGUGACAUGCUUCGUGCUGAAGUAGCUUCAGGCUCAGAGCUAGGCAAGACCUUGAAAAAGACUAUGGAUGAAGGGCUCCUUGUUAGUGAUGAGCUAGUUGUUAAUCUGAUAGAUGCAAACCUUUCAAAACCCGAGUGCAAAAAUGGUUUCCUCCUUGAUGGAUUUCCUCGAACAGUGGUCCAAGCAGAAAAGUUGGAUAAUCUUCUAGAAGAACGCAAGAAGAAGCUGGAUUCUGUAAUUGAAUUUGGAAUAGAUGAUAGCUUAUUGGUACGCCGGAUUUGUGGGCGAAUGAUCCACCCAGCAAGUGGUCGAAGUUACCACGAAGAAUUUCACCCACCUAAGGAACCAAUGACAGACGAUGUUACAGGGGAACCGUUGAUUCGUCGUUCAGACGAUAACGCAGAAACACUGACGAAACGCCUAAUGUCAUAUCACCAACAGACUUCUCCGUUGGUCAACUAUUACUCGAAAAAGGGAAUCCACACGAGAGUCGAUGCUUCAUUAUCGUCUUAUGAAGUCUUUAGAAAUAUUGAGAAAAUCUUCUCUGGUGCCAAGUCUAAAGACAAGGUCAUGUUCGUCUAGGACUAAAGCCUAAUCUCUACCAGGUGAAACAUCUUGCAGUUAAAAUUGACAAUUGAAAAACCUGAGUACACCUAUAGAAGUAGAGUGUAAUAAAUUUUUGAGUUUUGGGAGACUUAAAAUAAAUAUCAGGCUCACCUGUAA